CAAAUUGCAAAUAGCCAUACAAGCUUCGUACGCUACGUAGAAUAUACCGACGAUUAUCGGGACUUCAAGCCUAGAUUGCAUGAUUGUUUUUUCUUUGCCUAUUGCAACUUUUGCUUAUUCGUCUUAUUUCCUGGGUCUCGGGUCGGUGCUUCGCUCGUGUGAACAAAGGUCUUGGGUAGUGAGCAUGGAUAUUGCUGGUUCUGUUCUACUCUAUUUUGCUUUUGAUAGUGGCUGGGUGGAUGGGUCGGGGGUGGGAAACGGAUGCCGAGGUGAGAGUGCAGUGCAACAAGGGUAGAUGAAGCGAAUACCGGCUAGGAUCCGGUUGGGUGGGUUGAUAGUUUGUUGGGAUGAUAUUCUUUUUUUGUUCAGUUCGAUUGUCGGUGUGAUGGGGAUAGUGGGAGAA
Messenger RNA from Bipolaris sorokiniana ND90Pr, 403 nucleotides. RefSeq lists its product as uncharacterized. The transcript has a single exon. NCBI's taxonomy places the organism in Eukaryota, Fungi, Ascomycota, Dothideomycetes, Pleosporales, Pleosporaceae. Bases 80 to 295 code for a protein of 71 amino acids. The record is from RefSeq and is a predicted model, not a curated record.